Messenger RNA from Drosophila montana, 3871 nucleotides. RefSeq names its product Octopamine receptor in mushroom bodies (gene Oamb). Gene Ontology annotation, biological process: adenylate cyclase-activating adrenergic receptor signaling pathway; cell-cell signaling; phospholipase C-activating G protein-coupled receptor signaling pathway. Bases 915 to 2861 code for a protein of 648 amino acids. Lineage: Eukaryota; Metazoa; Arthropoda; Insecta; Diptera; Drosophilidae. The record is from RefSeq and is a predicted model, not a curated record. Gene Ontology annotation, cellular component: plasma membrane. Gene Ontology annotation, molecular function: alpha1-adrenergic receptor activity. The transcript is spliced from 7 exons.
GCAAUCAGUUUGUGUUGAAAAUGCCGCCGCGUUGGUUGUGCAACGCAUAAAAACGUUCACGUUGACGCCAAUUUUAAGCCGUGCAUAACGCUGGCACAAGCAAACAAUUCAUGCUAUAGAUAAACCAAUCAUAAAAUAUGUUAAAGCGUGACAACAAUUUAAUAGCAACAACAACAAUUGGAGCGUAAGAGACAACAAAUAUCAUAUACAAACUUUUAGCAAACUGUCAAGCCGGUCACCGCCUCUAAAGUGCAUCAACAGCAGCAGCAGCAGCAACAACUAAAAACAACUAAAACCAACUAAAAACUUGACCGAAUUUUGAAUCAAUUUGGCGUCUCUAAUCUCGCCCAGAGUCGCCGUCGCUGUCGCCUUCACGAUCGCAAUGAUUUAUUCAGCAUAUUUCUGAAAAAACUGACAAUCUGACAACAGAAUAAAAAAGAAAAAUAAAACAGCUAAUACAGACACGUUCAAGCCCAAGCUUUUAGGCAGUCGUGUAAACAGUCGAGCAAACAUUUUGCUGAUGAAUGUGCCGCUGGCUUAGUGAGUGCCAAGGAUGCCAAUGAAAGUGUAGCUCAAAGUGAUUCGUGCCGCAUAUUGUUGCAUGUAAACACAAACAACAGAUAGUAGUGGCAACUCAAAGACUCUGUUUGCAUAGGACAGACACCAAGGCACAAAGGCUAAACAGUUCUAUGUUCUGAAUGGAGACGACGUGUGGACGCCAACGGGCCACGGCAAGCAGACGGAGCUAUCGGGGCAUUAGCAUUGGCCAGUGUUUGCCAACAUCAGCCAAAACAACAACAUGGCCAUAAUAAGGCAACAGCAACGAACUAAAUGUAAUUCAUGGUUACAAAUACCCAACAACCUGCUGCUACUGGUGGUGAACACAAAUAUACACCCAUCACAAAAGUACCGCCAUGAAUGAGACAGAGUGUGAGGAUCUCAUUAAAUCUGUGAAAUGGACGGAACCGGCGAACCUGAUCUCUCUGGCCAUACUCGAGUUUAUCAACGUACUGGUCAUUGGCGGCAAUUGUCUUGUAAUUGCCGCCGUCUUCUGUUCAAACAAAUUACGCAGUGUUACCAAUUUUUUCAUCGUUAACUUGGCCGUUGCCGAUUUACUAGUGGGCCUGGCGGUGCUACCAUUCUCGGCCACCUGGGAGGUGUUCAAGGUUUGGAUAUUUGGCGACGUCUGGUGCCGCAUUUGGCUAGCGGUGGAUGUCUGGAUGUGCACGGCAUCGAUACUGAAUCUAUGUGCCAUAUCUUUGGAUCGCUACGUGGCAGUCACGCGACCCGUCACCUAUCCAAGCAUAAUGUCAACGAAGAAGGCCAAGUCCUUAAUCGCCGGCAUUUGGGUACUCUCAUUUGUUAUAUGCUUUCCGCCUUUAGUUGGCUGGAAAGAUCAAAAGGCCAUGGUACAACCGACCUACACACGGGGAAACUAUACGCUUUACUAUGCCACCACAAUGUCAAGUACACAGGAUGGGCAACUAGAUGUAGGUAGAAUUAAGCAAAAGCAGGAGGAGGAGGCUGCUGCCUCGCUGAUUAUUGAAAAUGGCAAUGCCAAUGGCAAUGCUUACAAUCCAUACGAUCCCAACUUUGCGCCAAUCGACGGCUCCGCCGAGAUACAUAUUGCAGCCAUGACGACGACAACAACAUCAACAGCAAGGACAACCACUACAACAGCAAGCACAAUUUCGCCUAGCACAGCAAUGGAUUAUGAUCUGUUGAAUGCUCCAGCGGUUAAUGUGCCACAGCCGGCAACAAGUUGCCCCUGGAAGUGUGAGCUAACCAAUGAUCGAGGUUAUGUGCUCUACUCGGCACUGGGCUCCUUCUAUAUACCCAUGUUUGUAAUGCUCUUCUUCUACUGGCGCAUCUAUCGAGCCGCCGUACGCACCACGCGUGCCAUUAAUCAGGGCUUCAAGACCACAAAGGGCUCCAAGGGCAUUGGCUCACGUUUUGAGGAGCAGCGUCUGACGCUGCGCAUACAUCGCGGGCGUGGCUCUAACCAGCAGGACUCGAUGCACAGCAAUGGCAGCACACAGAGCACCACAACCACACUCGGGACCCCGUCGCCGGAGCGCCUGAGCAAAUAUGCGACGCGAAGACUACAUCAUCAUCAUGACAAGAUCAAGAUAUCUGUGUCGUAUCCAUCUAGCGAGAAUAUCAACGAGCUGACGCAGCCGGAGACGACCCAUGAAUCGCGGCGCACCUCCAGCAAUGCCCUCUUCUCCGUACACUACAAUGGCGCCCAUGGACGCGAGUCCACCGAAUCUCAACUGUAUAGGCAGCAGCAUCAUGGCGGCAGCACGUGCUAUUUACAGGUCAGCAAGGCGCUGCCGGAGCUGGCGCGACGCCAGAGCAACAGCAGCGAGGCUGGCGGCAUUGGGGUUCAUCCGCGAACCGCCAACAAAAAGAUGGGCAGACGGAAUAUCAAGGCGCAGGUGAAGCGCUUUCGCAUGGAGACGAAGGCGGCAAAGACCUUGGCCAUUAUUGUGGGCAUGUUCAUCUUCUGCUGGUUUCCGUUCUUCACGAUUUAUAUAAUCAGACCCUUCUGUCAGGACUGCGUUGAUCCGCUACUCUUUUCGGUGCUUUUCUGGCUGGGCUACUGUAACUCGGCGGUGAAUCCUAUGAUAUAUGCGCUCUUCUCUAAGGACUUUCGCUUUGCAUUCAAGCGCAUCAUAUGCCGAUGCUUCUGCUCCCGCCAGAGUGUUUCCUUGAAGAGCUCUCGCCGUGGCUCCGAUAUGUCUGCUGUACGCAUUCAGGGGCGCACGCCCAGCAUUACGCCCAGUGCCGCGGCACACAGCUUUGGCGAUGAGAGCGAGCUACAUCAUUCGCACUCGGAACUGGGCAACGAGUCCAGAUGACGUUCAUUUGGGCCCAGCUCAAGCUCGCAGAGCAGCUUGGGCGGGUUGCGUAAGACGAGCCUGAAGGUGCCCGUCUACGAGAUUUGCCAUCCGCUAGUCAUGGAAACGCCCUCCUACUCCUACGUCGAGGCUCCCGGCGAGGUCCCAACCUCAGCCAGCAAUGGCGGGGCCAAGCGCACGCAAUUGUAGCCGCGGGAGCUGCUGGCGCUGCGCAGCCUGGCGACCAACGAGAAGAAUCCCCAUUCAAUGCCAGGGCAGCGACCGCGGCGCACGGUGCGCAUCGAAUACAGCGAUGCGAGGGUCUAAAGAGACACCCUAGAGAAGUAGGCACUAAGCCAAGUUAAGAACAAUGCUGAACAAAUGUAAGCUUCUAGUUAAAAGCUCACAGAUAAAAUACGAUGAAAAGUGUUUGGUUAAACCAAAAUAAAUUUAGCUUCUUCCGUUUGAACAAGUAAAUUAACUAUAAAUUAUAAAUGUACAUAGAAUAGUUUCAACUACUAAGUACUCUUUGGCUUAAGCAUAUUCCACAUAAAUCGAUUUUAAGUAGUUAGUCCAAAGACAGAGCAGUAAAGUAUCUCAUACUAGAUAAAAUUUGUGUCUAUUUGUUAUAAAUAAUGUCUACAUACAUAUAUACUACAUAUAUCAGAAGGCCAAAUUGCGAUAGCUGCCGUGUAGAAAGAUUAUCGCCGAGAAUUAAAUUGAGAGUUGUACCUUUAAAAUUCCAUAUAAUCUCCAAAAGUUACAUAAUUACAAAAAAAAAAAACCAAAACCAAAUAGUUGCACAAUGCGUAUUAAAUAUAGUAAAUCCAUAAAUGUUUAUUGAAAUGUUAAUGUUGUGUGCUGUUCAGAUUUUAACAUACUUUCCAAGAUAUAUGUGUAUAAACGCGACAUAUAUGAAUAUACCAUAUGAAAUAAAUACAUAUGAUUCUCAAAUAUAAUAUUCCAUACGAUUCCAGUUAAAUGUUCAGUGUGCUAUAAAUAAAUGCUAACUUAAUUUAUUGAAAAACCAA